This is a messenger RNA of Abrus precatorius (Indian licorice), 1029 nucleotides long. Its product is annotated as esterase AGAP003155-like. The record is from RefSeq and is a predicted model, not a curated record. NCBI's taxonomy places the organism in Eukaryota, Viridiplantae, Streptophyta, Magnoliopsida, Fabales, Fabaceae. The coding region runs from base 78 to 734 and encodes 218 amino acids. The transcript has 6 exons.
AUACUAACAAAACAAGUUAUUGAUUCUUGACGCCGUUUCGCACCCUCGACUCUGUUUUGUUUUUCAUAACACAAAAGAUGGGAAGCGAAGGCGAGAACAGGGUGAGGAAACCAAGAAUCCUAUGCCUUCAUGGGUUCCGAACAAGCGGAGAAAUUCUGAAAACACAGAUACACAAAUGGCCUCAAUCAGUGCUUAAGAACUUUGAUCUUGUCUUCGUCGAUGCUCCUUUUCCUUGCCAAGGCAAAUCUGAUGUUGAAGGCAUUUUUGAUCCUCCUUACUACGAGUGGUUCCAGUUCAACAAGGAGUUUACAGAGUAUACCAACUUUGAUGAGUGCCUUCAAUAUGUUGAGGAUUGCAUGAUCAAACACGGACCUUUUGAUGGUCUUCUUGGUUUCUCACAGGGGGCGAUAUUAUCAGCUGCGCUGCCAGGUCUUCAGGAGAAGGGCGUGGCUCUCAAGAAGGUUCCCAAAGUGAAAUUUUUGAUAAUAGUAGGAGGGGCCAUGUUUAGGUCACCUUCUCUGGCAGAGAAAGCAUAUUCUUCCCCCAUUGGGUGCCCCUCCCUUCACUUUCUAGGGGAGACAGAUUUUUUAAAGGAGUAUGGGAAUGAACUACUAAAGUCCUGUGUUGAUCCCGUGGUGAUUCAUCACCCCAAAGGACACACAAUACCAAGAUUAGACGAUAAGAGCCAGAAGACCAUGAUGGAUUUCAUUGAAAGAAUUCAAAGAGAUAUCUAAAAGAAGAAAUGAGUUUAGAGGACAAGUCAACGCUUCAACAUGAUUUUUGAAACAUUUUAUUUUUUUCAUUUUUACAUAAAUUAAUAGCACUACUAUUUUAUACUCAACAGUUAUCAUAAUCAAUUAUAUAAGUGGUCAUGUUUCGAAUAUAAAUGCAGAGGCUCAGUGCCAAUUUGCAGCAGCAUUCCCUCCUCUCUUCACAGAUCUUCCUAUUAUUCUUUUAUAUUCAUUAGUCAAGAUUUAUUCUUUGUACACACCACGGCUAAAAUGGUUGAUAAUAAAUUAUAGAUUUGUU